AUGUUCCUUGGUGUUGCUGGUGCUGUUGCCACUGUUACUGUAGUAGUAGUUUUUGUCGUUAUUUUGACCGUUGUUGGUGCUCCAAUUGGAAUCACUGUUUUUAUUAUAGUUGUAGUCGAUGUCGUUGCGGUCAAUGUUGUUGGUAUUAUUGGUGCCAUAGCCAUUUUCGUCGUUGAUAUUGUCGUUGCUACUGUUGUUGCUCUUGUAAUUAGCGUAGAUGCUGUAAUCGUUGUUGUCUUUAUAGUCGUAGCUACGGUCGUCAGUGUUGUUGUUACCACCAUCGGUGUUACCACCGUCGUCGAUGUUACUGUUGUUGUUAUCAUCGUCGUUAAUGUUAUUAUUGAUGUUAUUGUUACUGUGGUUGUUGUUGUCAACAAUGUUAGUGUUACUGACGCCAGUGUCGUUGGUGUUGUUAUUCUUGUAUCUAUCACUAAUGUCACUGUUGUUAUCACUGUCGUUGCUACUGUCUUUGUUGUCGUUGAAGUUGCUGCUGUUAUCUUCAUCAGUGUCAUUGUUGGUGGUGUUGUCACUGCCGUUGAUGUUGCUGUCGCCAUCGUCAUUGGUACUAUUGUCGUUGCAGUUGUCCUUGAUGUUGUAAUUAUUCUUGUCAUCGUUAUCGGUGUUCUUGCGGCCAGCGCCGUCGAUGUUAUUGUUAUCGUUGUCACUGUCAUUAAUGUUGCCGUUGUUAUUGUUGUCAUUGUCGCUAUCACUGGCGUCGAUGCUGUUGUUGGCAUCGUGAUUGGUAUUGUUGUUAUUGUUGUUAUUAGGGUUGCCGUCGUUGGUGUUAUCGUAGUUGCCACCAUCGUCGGUAAUGUUACUGUCGUUAAUAUUAAUGCUGUUUCUGGCGUCGUCGUCGGCGGUAUUACAGUUGUUAUUGCUACUGUCGUUAAUAUUGCUGCUAUUCCUGUCGUCAUUGGUAUUGUAGUUAUUAUUGUUCUUCUUGUUGAUGUUGCUGUUGUUGUUGUUGGUGAUUUUAUCAUUGUCGUUGUCGAUGUCGUUGUUGUAAUUGCUAUUACCAUCAUUGGCAUUAUUGGCGUUGUCACUGAAAUUACCGUUGCUGUUGGCCUCAUCACUGUUAUAUUUGUUACCGUCACCGGUGUCACUGUUGUAAUCACCAUCGUCAGUGUCGGUGUUGCUAUUACUGUUGUUACCAUUGUUGUUAUUGCAGUUGUUAAUAUUGUUUCUGGCGAUAUUGUCGCCGUUACUGUUGCUAGUGUUACUGUUGACAUCAUAGCUACCGCCCUCUUCGACCUUAUCGUUUCAACUCCUCUUACUAGUUUUUCUUUGAUUGCUCUAUUUCUUGUUCUUUUCGUUAUAAUGCUGGCUAUUUGCCUUAUCAACUGGAUUUUAGAUUCAUUCUGA
Molecule: messenger RNA, 1362 nt
Organism: Dracunculus medinensis (Guinea worm)
Lineage: Eukaryota; Metazoa; Nematoda; Chromadorea; Rhabditida; Dracunculidae
Source: the annotation of a GenBank genome assembly